UAUCCUGUACUGCUGGAAAGGAGAAGUUUACGAAACUGCUGAAGUUGAAUUAGAGUUGCACACUGGCAAAGUUUCUCUUCCGCUGGCUGAUCAAUCAUACUGUAAUCAAGCAUACAGGAUCAAGUCAAUUAGCCCAAGUGUAGCUGGAUUAAGUCUGGAUGGAAUGGAUCUCACCCCUCAACCCACAUUUAUGCAAGGUUACAAGGAUGAUAUCGUUGAAAACACCUUUAACGUAGCUCUUAAGGAGGAAAUGGGUUCAACUACUGAAUUCAACUUCAGUUUGGGGGAAGAGUUGUUUAAAGCAUCUGUUUUAGUUUGGGGGAAGG
Molecule: messenger RNA, 326 nt
Organism: Eurytemora carolleeae
Lineage: Eukaryota; Metazoa; Arthropoda; Copepoda; Calanoida; Temoridae
Exons: 5
Source: RefSeq, a predicted model, not a curated record